Messenger RNA from Cladocopium goreaui, 1149 nucleotides. Lineage: Eukaryota; Dinophyceae; Suessiales; Symbiodiniaceae. The record is from the annotation of a GenBank genome assembly.
AUGAAACCAGGAGCCUUUAUACAAUGCGAACAAAUGCAACUGCGAAUUGCCUUUCAGCUUUUGCAUGUGGGAAAUCCAGAGAACUCACCAUGUGUAUCCAUGGCGGUGAGUGGAACGGUGACCUCCUACAACCCACACAAGGGAUGGGGCUUUAUCGAAUGCAAUGGCCAAGGCGUUUUCGUCAACAGGCGGCAGUGCGGAGGUUAUUGCCUCGCCAAGGGCAUGAAGGUCUCCUUCAUCGUGACGCAGGGAGACAAGGGACAACAGGCCACCGAUGUUAAAGUCAUGGUGCCCCCAGAGGAAGCCAUGUAUCACGGUGAAAUCAAGUCCUUCAACCCAAACAAGGGCUAUGGAUUCGUUGGUUGUGAGGCCUUCCCAGGGCAAGACGUCUUUGUGCUCAAAUCCGAAAUCCCUGGCGCCUCGGAGUUUCCGGAAGAUCCACUGGUGGCUUUGCGCCGCAAGGAGGUCGGAGAGAAAGCAGAUGGAGUCCAGCUGCCACAGAAGUGCAGCUUCUUGGAGCCGCUGGAAAUCAGCGCCUUGGAGAGAGUCAUGGUGGUGAUGGGUGGUCAAAAGUAUCAGCAGAUGAAGCAAAUGGCCUUCUAUGGCGGUUUUAAGGGCUUUGGCAAGGGCAAGGGCAAGGGCAAGGGCCCACGGGUGGAUCCAUCGGAGAAGGUGUGGAUCGGCGGCAUCCCGUGCCUUGGCGACAUGGGUACUGAGCACAUGAAUCAGGUGGGAAAGACCAAGUGGGUGGAAGUCUUUGAGGGCAAAGGUGCAGGCACCGGCACCGCUGCCUACAGCUCGGCCGAAGAGGUGGCACAAGCCAUCGCCAGCCUCGACGGGUCAGCGUUGGGAGGUGGUGCCAUCCAGGUAGAUGCUUGGGUCAAAGCCCCGAAGGAGGAGGCGGCACCGGCAUGAGCCUGAUCUCUUAAGCUGUGCUCCAACAGCAGGUACAAGCAUCCAGUUUUGGUUCGAGAUUGGAGCACGGCAUUUUAAAUCACUAGACUUAGAGCGGCUCGCUACUGGGGCGGCUCCAAUAGAAAAAGAAAGGUGUUUGGACAGCCAGAUGCCCAAUGCUAUCAAGGAUUUUGUAACGUAUUUCACCUGGCGUCCGACCGUCUGUGUCGCUUCAGGCACAGUAUGUCGCUCUCC